AUGGCGCCAACGGCGGAUACCGAAGACACGACCAUGAACGAGAAGAACCCUCCCCCACUCGACGAGGACGACAUCGCCUUACUCCAGACCUAUGUUUGUAUUUCGAUUGCCAUCUCAUCGGGGAGACUCUCUUAUGCGUUUGUCACUAGAGAUUUUAGUUUCUUAGCUGAGCCUGGACUGAGAGAUAUAUUUCUGAGCAUCUAUCCGGCUGAUUGUCACUGAAUUCAAUUGGCUUUGUUGGGAUUUUGUUUCUUCCGCUGUCCUCUAAUGACUUCAUCCAAACCCCUUCUGUGAUGGUAUCUGACUGUGGUUUUCAUACCGAAACAUCUGCGCUUUUUCGAUUUACCGUGGAAUUUUCUUGUAUGAUUUGGGAUCUCGCCGUCCCGUUUCUCCCUUUCGAUCUGUUUAGUUGAUUGAUCGCUCGUUGUGAUAUAUCUUGAUCCUAGCUUCUGGUGGUCUCUCGCUUCAGUCGGUUAGCAUGCCAUGUAGUGUUGUUCUCAUCACUAAAAGGAUUCUGUACCCUCAUUCUUAUCAUCCGCACACGUGGAUUCCUUUUAUUAUGCUUUUACUUGUCGAUUCUUUUUUAUUUUCCAGCUUUUACCUUUUUGAGGAGAAGCACCAUCUUUCUUCGUUCAUUGAAUUCAAAUGUCAGGGCUUAGGACCUUUUUCAAAAAGGAUUAAAAAGGCGGAGAAGGAGAUCAAGGAAAUUGCUAAGAAAGUCAACGAUCUCUGUGGUUUGAUUCCAAACUAUUUUAUCCUUCAAUUUUAUGUAGCUUAUCAUAUAUAAAGAUUAAAAUCGUAGAAGAUAAUCUGAGUGAUAUUGAAUUAAGAAAAUAGCGAUGUUCAUUGUCUGAAAAAUGGGCGUUAUUUGGAAAACAUGUCCUUUUUAUGAAUCAAGAAAUCGUCACAAAUUGCAUGUGUUAUUUGCGUAACUUCUUGAUAGAUUUUUAAUCUCCAUAAAUUAUAUGCAUAUGCAAUCCUGCCGGAUCUGGUGGAGGUCUCAUGAAGAAAGAAGAAUAGGGCGAAAAAAGAGACUUAAAGAGCACUGCUGAUCACUGUCUCUGUCGGCCACAGCUGGUUGUUUCAGGCAUAGUUUGACUAAAAUGGAUAAAGUCUCUUGCAUUUUGUAAGACACAUCAGAUAUUCCCUUGAAUCAGCUACAUUUGCUGACCCAAUCCUGGACCCAGCGUAGCCGAUUUAGCAAUGUAAUUCAAUUAUAGAUGAUAUGUUGCCUGCUCAUCACAGUAAGAAGAUUGAUGGAAGCAUGCCUUCUUCAGUAUCUAAGCUUAGGUUUGUGACUAUUGGUUCUCAAAGUUUUACGGAUAUGGUUUCGAAUUGCUGAGGAAUAAUCAUCCAACCAGUAUAUCCUUGGGUGAUGCCUUGUUCAGCGAUUUUAAUGCGUCUUACGGUGACUUUUUGUGAUGUUACAGUGAAGUAUAUGCUGGGUCAAUUUGGAUUUGGUUCAAAACCUCUUCCGAGUUUUUCAUACAACUUAUUCUUAAGAUGGUUAUACCAUUCACAUCAGCCAGACGAUCCGUAAGUGUCGAAACUUCCCUGGUUGUGUACUAAAUGGAGAUAGGGUGGGUCGAAUGGUCAAUGAUAAUUUUUAAAAUGAAUGCAAAUUGAGCGAAUUUCUUGAGCAAUACACACGAUUUGAUUUUCUGGGUAAACUUGAGUGGAACUUAACCCCUUGGAGGAUAAAUAUGAGUCUUCAGCGAACCACAGAAUAGUAUGGAACAUUCUAGUUUAGCUUCACUUGUGCUGCAGAGUUGGAGGCGAUUUCCUUGCGUUAUUAGGCUCAGGUGGCCUGUUGCUGAAAAUUUGUGGACAGUAGAGGAACAGGUAAAUUAAUUGAUAAAUGGGAUAUGAUAAAUAGAAAGAGGGGAAAAUCCCUCCUUAUUGUCAAUCUUUGAGAACUAUUCAUAUAUUUAUAGGUUUAAGAUUACAAGAACAUAUUGGAUUAUUUUCUCUUUUAUGAUUCCAUGUGUUGAGAAAAUGAAGCAGGGAUAGUGAAGGAUCUAAUCAUCAGGUGGGCAGCUGAUGAAAGUGGUUUGCUUGUGGGAGUAGGAGAAUGACCUUUUUUUCUUACUAAAGAAGAGGAAGGGGGGGGGCUUGCCUGUGAUGGAUUAUUUACUCAAAUAUUUGCCGGCUAUGGCAAUGUAGUUGAAAAUUAGAAAACGAUUUGUAGAUAGUUGCCUAAUAGGGAGGCUUUUUGACGUUGGGGGGUUAUGCAUGGGCCCAAAACCUAAUAACCCUACUUGAUAACUUGCUGUGAGCCUAACGAAGUGUAAUAUACUUCAAAAUCACCUUUAGCCGAACCAGAGAGAUCAUCUGUUAAGGAUCCGUUAAAUGGGAUUAGUAGGAUGCCAGAAAAAUUGGUAUGCGUGAUAUUUUAUGUCCUCACAUAGCUGAAAUUACUCUGAUAUGUGAUAUUCUUGUAGUGCAUAAGAUAAAACAUUUUAUAUUUUUUGAUAUUCAUAUAUCUUGUUCUGUCCAAAUAGUGUGGGAAUUGACGUAGUAUUAAAAAUAGAUGCUUGAUACUUUAAUAAAUUAUUUUAGAAACCAAGUUUCGUUUCCUUGUUACUCCUGAGUAGUAGGCUGGUGGAUCGGCAUCUUCCUUCCCUCGGCAAAAUGUAAGCUAUAUGCGCUAAACUGGAUAAGGAACUUGUUAGUCACUAAGAAACGUACUAAACUGGAUAUGGUAAUGUCUCUUGUGAAUUCCUCUAUCGUCUUUCUCACAUGACAUUUCUCCUAAGCUUGCUCGGGUGAAUUUUCUGUGGAGAUUGUGGUCCAUUGUUAUAACCAUUAAAUCUUCUUGGAAGAUUUUUUUUCUUUAAAUAUUUUUGCACGGAAUUCUAGAUGCUUUUGUGUCUUGCUGAGCUCAUUAACCUACAGGAAUAAAGGAAUCUGACACCGGAUUAGCUCCUCCUAGCCAGUGGGAUUUGGUUUCUGAUAAGCAGAUGAUGCAAGAAGAGCAACCUCUUCAGGUGAGAUGUGAUACGACUUGAGAAGUCAAUCUAGAUCUCUAAAAGACACAUCGGCUGGACUUGACUUUGAGUGACACUUACUGGCAUACAAGGUUGCAAGGUGCACUAAAAUAAUAAAUCCCAACACAGAAGAUGCCAAAUACAUGAUCAAUGUCAAGCAAAUUGCCAAGGUAAGAACAUGCUUUACGUAUGUGGUAUUCUUGUCUUAACAUACUAGUUCAACUUACUGAUUCCUUUCUUUGGUCAAUUCUAGUUUGUUGUCGGUCUAGGUGACAAAGUCUCUCCCACUGAUAUUGAAGAAGGCAUGCGCGUUGGGUAAAGCUGUUACUCUCUCUCUCUCUCUCUCUCUCUCUAAGUGUAGCUGUUGCUUCUUCACUGCAUUUAUCUUGCUUCUGUUCGCAACAAUGGAUAGCUGGCUUCUUGGGUUCUAAUUUAUUAUCCUAUCUGUGUUUUGGGUUUCAGGGUCGAUCGGAACAAAUAUCAGAUCCAGAUUCCUCUACCCCCAAAGAUCGAUCCCAGUGUCACGAUGAUGACCGUCGAGGAGAAGCCCGACAUCACGUACAAUGAUGUCGGCGGCUGCAAGGAGCAGAUCGAAAAGAUGCGAGAGGUGGGUGGGUUUUGUAUUGAUCGUAUCACAUCAUCCAUCCCUCUUUCCUCUGUAUUAAUUUUGGUUUAUAUCGUCAUCUUCACCAGGUUGUGGAACUUCCCCUGCUCCAUCCGGAGAAGUUUGUAAAGCUUGGAAUCGACCCCCCUAAGGGCGUCCUCUGCUACGGUCCUCCAGGGACUGGGAAGACUCUCCUGGCCAGGGCCGUGGCCAACAGGACGGACGCAUGCUUCAUCCGUGUCAUAGGCAGCGAGCUCGUUCAGAAGUACGUCGGAGAAGGAGCCCGCAUGGUCCGCGAGCUCUUCCAGGUGCGCCCCGAGUUGCUCCGAGUGAAUCAGAAUCAAUUGAGCCAGCUCUGAGCUGCUUGUUCCUGCUGUGCGUGGAUGUUGUUACAUGUUAGAUGGCCCGUUCGAAGAAGGCCUGCAUCGUCUUCUUCGACGAGGUGGACGCCAUCGGCGGCGCGCGCUACGAAGACGGCGCGGGCGGGGACAACGAAGUCCAGCGCACGAUGCUCGAGAUUGUGAACCAGCUCGACGGGUUCGACGCCCGCGGCAACAUCAAGGUCUUGAUGGCCACCAAUAGGUUUGCUUCCUCUUCCCUCCUGCAUGCAUUUCUCCUCCAUGCCCACCUGAUUAUCUCUGCCCCCGCCCUUGCAACGGACAGGCCGGACACCUUGGACCCCGCCCUUCUGCGCCCGGGUCGUCUGGACCGCAAGGUGGAGUUCGGCCUGCCGGACCUGGAAGGGCGGACGCAGAUCUUCAAGAUCCACACCCGGACGAUGAACUGCGACAGAGACAUUCGCUUCGAGCUCCUCGCUCGCCUCUGUCCCAACUCUACUGGUGCGCCUUCCUUCCUUCUCCUUCUGCUGGUUGGUGUUGGUGUUGGUGUUGUUGAGGUUGGGGCUGUUGGUGUUGCAGGGGCGGACAUACGAAGCGUGUGCACGGAGGCGGGGAUGUUCGCCAUCCGGGCGAGGAGGAAGACGGUGACCGAGAAGGACUUCCUGCAGGCUGUGGACAAGGUCAUCAAGGGCUACCAGCGCUUCAGCGCCACCCCCAAGUACAUGGUCUACAACUGA
Molecule: messenger RNA, 4666 nt
Organism: Spirodela intermedia
Lineage: Eukaryota; Viridiplantae; Streptophyta; Magnoliopsida; Alismatales; Araceae
Source: the annotation of a GenBank genome assembly